UUGUACUAAAAAGCGGCGGUCAUUACACAGGCUCACAGCGGUGCUGGACUACAUCGCCCAGCAUUCUUCGCUCAGUAGGUUGAGCUCCAUGGUUUGAAAGCGGCCCCGUCAGCGCCCGGGACGGUGGAGUUGGCAGGCGGGAUGGCGUCCUUUGUAACUGAAGUGUUGGCGCAUUCUGGGCGUCUGGAGAAGGAGGAUCUGGGCACAAAAAUCAGCCGCCUGUCUCGGAGAGUGGAAGAAGUGAAGGGUGAAGUGUGCGACAUGAUCAAUAAAAAGUACGACGAGUUCCUCCCCAGCAUGCAGAGCGCCGAAGACCUUGUGGCACAAGUCAACAGUCUGAACAGGGACGUGGAUUUGUUAAAAUCGACAAUUGAAAAUGAGGUGCAGAAUGAACUGAAGGUGGCCAUCAGCGAAUUCACCGAACUGAAGCAUCAGCUGGAAAGAAACACCAUGAUCCUGGAGGUGCUGAGCCAGCUGCAGGAGUUUAAUAGUGCGAUAGAGAAAUAUAACACUGCGUUGUCUGAAAGGAACUACACCAGCGCGGCCGAACAACUUGGAAAGGCACAAAACUGUCUGAAAAUCCUGAAGUCACGGAAGGGCUUUGAACUGAAGGUGCUGAAAUCUCUGGGGAUAGAGCUCACCGUGCAGAAGCAGAACAUGUUGUACCACCUCGGGGAGGAGUGGCAGAAGCUGGCAGUGUGGAAGCUGCCCCCAACCAAAGAUCACUCAAGUUUGGAAAUGGUCUUGAAAACUGAAUUGCACCUAUGCACCCUGCCAUCGACCGAUGAAAACAGCUCUGCUCCAAUACUGGGAUCUGUCCUUCAGGCCUUGGCGAUUCUGGGGGAGCUGAACACAAAGUUUAAGUUUUUCAGUCAGUUACUCCUGAAUUACAUCCUUAAGCCUCUGGUAUCAUAUCCGUCCCUUCACGUUCUUGUGGAGACCCAGCCUCAGGGAGUCAUACUGCGGUUUGAAAGCACAAAGGCUGACCUGGAGCACCCGCCACCUGCUGAGGUUUUCUUGAAGCUGAAGCUGGUUCUGGAACUACUGCACAAGCAUUUACUGGAUGUCCCCUUAGAAAACCAAAGAGGAGGAGAAGAAGAAAAUAAGGUGGUUCUGGCAGAAGUUCUGGGUGAUCUGAUCUGGGAGGAGAUUUCAGAAUCCAUCAUUAAAGACUGUCUGGUCUACUCCAUUCCCACCAACAGCAGCAAACUUGAGCAAUACGAGGAGGUUAUAAAAGCAACGGAGCAGUUUGAAAAUGACCUUAAAGGGAUGAAAUACCUGAAGGGUGAUGCCACCGAGCUUCUUAAAUAUGCCCGAAAUGUCAACUCCCACUUUGCCAGUAAGAAAUGCCAGGAGGUAAUUGUUACUGCUAGGAACCUGAUGACCUCAGAGAUACAUAACACUGUGAAGAUCACACCAGACUCUAAAGUGACGGUGCCAAAACUCCAGAGCCCUGGGGGAGAGAAGGUAAAACAGACAAAGAGUCCAUCACAUGAAGCCCCAGCUUUGGAGAAUGAAGCCAAGUUGAGCCAGCACACGUUCUCUCUGCCCACCUGCCGGAUCAGCGAGUCUGUGGAGAAGCUGAUGGAACUUGCCUACCAGACUCUCUCAGAAGCUACAACGAGUAAUAAGCCCUGUGCCAUCCAGCUCUUCUACACUGUCAGAAACAUUUUUCAUCUGUUCUAUGAUGUUGUCCCAACGUAUCACAAAGAGAACCUACAGAAACUUCCACAGCUCUCGGCCAUCCACCAUAACAACUGCAUGUACAUCGCGCACCACCUGCUAACUCUCGGACACCAGUUUCGGUAUCACCUUCCUGUUCCACUCAGUGACGGAGCUGCCACAUUUGUGGACAUGGUACCUGGAUUUAGACGUUUAGGCACAGAGACUUUUCUGGCACAAAUGCGGCUGCAGAAAGGAGAGCUUCUUGACAGGUUAUCAAAUGCGCGCUCCUUCAUUAACAUGGAGGAUGAAGACAACUACACAGCUGCGCACAAAGCGAUACGGCAGGUUAUUCACCAACUAAGCCGCUUGGGUAAAGUGUGGCAGGACGUGCUUCCCGUAGAAAUUUACUGCAAAGCCGUGGGGACGUUACUGAACACCGCCAUUACGGAAAUGGUUAAUAAAAUCGCUGCGCUGGAGGACAUUUCCACCGAAGAUGGAGAACGACUGUAUACACUGUGCAGGACAAUGAUAGAAGAAGGACCCCUGGUCUUCACUCCUCUUCCUGAAGAAGGCAAAAACAAGAGGUUUCAGGAGGAGGUGCCCAUCUAUGUGCAGAAGUGGAUGAAAUUCAAAGAGCUCAUGAUCAUUCUGCAAGCAAACCUACAGGAGAUAGUAGACCGGUGGGCAGAUGGUAAAGGACCCCUGGCUACAGAGUUCUCCACCAACGAAGUGAAGAGUUUGAUCCGAGCUUUGUUUCAGAACACGGAGAGGAGGGCAGCGGCUUUGGCCAAGAUUAAAUAACCCUCUGAUCUUUGUCUGUAAUGUUCUGUACAUACUUCUCUUUGACAACCAGUAAACUCCUGAAGAUCUUUUAA
Molecule: messenger RNA, 2540 nt
Organism: Bufo gargarizans (Asiatic toad)
Lineage: Eukaryota; Metazoa; Chordata; Amphibia; Anura; Bufonidae
Gene: ZW10
Product: zw10 kinetochore protein
Exons: 16
Coding region: 142-2466 (774 amino acids)
Biological process (GO): mitotic spindle assembly checkpoint signaling; mitotic cell cycle; endoplasmic reticulum to Golgi vesicle-mediated transport
Cellular component (GO): RZZ complex; nucleus; chromosome, centromeric region
Source: RefSeq, a predicted model, not a curated record